This is a messenger RNA of Cephus cinctus (wheat stem sawfly), 2238 nucleotides long. RefSeq names its product putative gustatory receptor 28b. The record is from RefSeq and is a predicted model, not a curated record. Gene Ontology annotation, biological process: sensory perception of taste. Lineage: Eukaryota; Metazoa; Arthropoda; Insecta; Hymenoptera; Cephidae. The transcript is spliced from 6 exons. The coding region runs from base 46 to 939 and encodes 297 amino acids. Gene Ontology annotation, cellular component: membrane; dendrite; axon.
ACACUUCAUAGUUUGGGAAUUUCCAGAACGUACCGCAAGGAGUUUAUGACGAAUAUAAAGCUAACCAUUGCCUUUAUAAUGAUAGAUAUUAUACUGCAUGCAGUUACUUCUUAUUUAUUUCUCUUCAACCUGAAUCUAUUAGAGGCCGUAGCCGUAGCCUCCUUUUUCAACUAUCCCUUUCAGAUUAGUCUUGCUUUGGAUCUCGUUUUUAUAACGAAUAACGGGCUUAUAUCCACGAGAUUGAAGAAGAUGAACAUUUUUAUGGAGGAUACGAUAAAGACAGUGAUGGAGCCAGUGAAUACGUGGAAAUUUAAUAGUCAAACAGACAGUAGAGUCACCAAAAUAAAAAUAAUUAAUUCCGAUCUGAUACGUUUAAAAUUUAUAAGUUCUGCGGUGCAGGCGAUACGGCAAGCUCACCAAGAACUAUGUGACAUCGCACGGGAAUUAAACGAACAACUUAGUGUCCAAGUUACCGUCGAGAUGGCGGGAUGCUUCGGAUUGUUUACAGGAUUACUUUAUAAUCUCUACGUGACACUAGUCAGCCACCAUGAUUCAAUAAUCGCAAAGGUGAAUUCUGUCGUUAGUUUGAGUUUGUGGUCGCUCGUCUAUAUAGGAAAGGUCUUCUUCAUAAAUCGAUCUUGCGCUAUUGCCGUCGUUGAGGCUAAGAAAAUCGGUGAGAUUAUUCAUGAACUUGACAGUCCCAUAAUAAAUGAUGAAUUACGGAACGAGGUACAUCAAUUCGCGCUUCAGAUGGUACAGAAUCCUUUGAUAUUCACAGGAUGCGGAUUCUUCUCUUUGAAUUAUUCAUUUGUACAGUCUUUCGUUGGUUCGGUGACGACAUAUUUGGUAAUAUUGAUACAAAUGAGUAAAAUACCAUCGAAACCGGAUGUGCCGACCGAGCUAUCAACGAUUUAUGAAAAUUCAACAGAAUGGUGGUAAGAAGAUAAUUGAUACGUUUUCACAGGACGAGAUUUAAGCGGGAUUCACCAAUGACGUGCGCGAAGAAGACAAACGAUGAAUAAAAAAUGCCGGUCGAUAUUUAACGAUUUACAAUUUAUCAUUGUCACUAUACAGGGUUAUUCAGGCCCAACCAAAAAGCUGAAGUUAGCUUGCCCAUUUAAUUUCUAUGGUAGAACCACCUACGGGCAGUACAUUUGUGUAACCCUGAAUAAUUCUGUAUACUGGAAUGCGUACGUAUUUUUUGAUGCCAUCAUCUAUAUUAAUUAUAAAUAAUUAGUCGUGUCAACUUUUAAAAAAGUGACAGCGCACAAAGUGUACGAUAUUAGGUCAAUUAGUUUAAUUGGAGAUACGAUAAAUGCUAAAAGACUAGAAAAGAACAAGGAUUAAGAAAAGGAGAGAGUGAGAGAAAGAGAUGGCCAAUAUUUCGUUAUGCGUAAUAAUGUACCUGGAACAGGGAACUUUAUAAAUUAGGACAGCAUGGAGUACGAGAGGGCGCAAUGAUAUAGAUCACCUGUACACUUUAUCUAAUGACAAUAGAAAAUAUAUUGAGGUACGUGGCGUGAUGUCUGUACGUGUAAAAAUAAAUUGUAAAAAUCGCAUAGGGGCUGUUCGUCCUGACGAACUCAGAAGCUCUUGGCAGGUCGUGAAAUAGCAGCCAUAAAAAUGCAAAAGUAUCACAAUUCUUUUUAAAUUUGCAUGUUUGUUGCAUAAACAAAUAAAUAAAUAAAAAUUUGCUGUGUAUAAAGACAGUGUAAUGCUAUAAGUAUACGUAUUGGAUAAUCCUACUACAAUAAUUAAGAUAAAACACUGAAUAAUAACACCUGAUUAAUUUUUAUUAUUCACGUAAAAAGCUAUGCCGAUAAUUCCAUACGGCGCACAAUAUAUUUAAUAAUAAUAAAGAAGAGCCCUGCGCCGUUACGUGCAUUGAUAUUUUAAAAACGUGUCUGUGUCAAUAAUAAAAAUGGCAAAAUUUCAACGAAAAACUUUUCGCGCUGCUUGUCUACCACUACUCACUUGCAGCUGGAUAAAUGGUUCUGCAAUAGUUGAGUAUCCAAUUGGUCGUCAAAGAAUAGGUUUAAGUAACGUGAUUGCCUUUUUUAAUUUACUCCUUUACGGAAUAAUUAGCUACUGGAAUAUCUCUACGAAAAUUUCCGUGGUGUCAAAUGUCUUAAACAUGAGCAAAAUGGGCAAUCACAUCAUGGAUUUUAUAAGCACAGUAUUGUGUGUAUAUUCAGGAAUACUCAGCAUACGCCACAGAAAGGUAAACGGUGAAAUUUG